AUGCCUGGACUUUUCAUGCUAAUUCAUUCUCCAGCAUUAUUUCUUCGCGUUGCUAUCAAUAUAGCUACGAGUACUGUUGGAGUUUCGGUGAUUGCAUCUACUAUUGCAGUGGGUGUUGUCGUAUCAAAACUACCAGCUCAAUCUGGAGCAAAUCCCUUCAGUCAAAUUACAAUAGUGGGAUCAACAUCAACACUUGCAUUUAAUCGUAUAAUUCAAUCAUAUGAACAGCAGCAUUAUUAUAAUACGACAGCAACACUAUUGGACUUGGUGGAUGCAUUAAAUAAAUACUUAGAACAACAAUUUCCGAAUCAAUUCAUUAAAGCUGUUAUUUCGGGGUUUUCGUUAAACCCUGAAAAUUAUCCUAGUCGUCGCAGAAGAAGAGAAGUAGGGCUACCGCCGUGCAUGUGUUCUAACUUUAUUACCAGUCGUCGGAGAAGAGAACCAGGGCCAUCGUGGUGCAAGUGUUUUGACGGUAGUACUUCUCACAAUGGCUGCGGGGGAUGUCCUACAAUAACUACCACCUCGACAACUACCACCUCAACAACUACCACCUCAACAACUAC
Messenger RNA from Adineta steineri, 563 nucleotides. The record is from the annotation of a GenBank genome assembly. NCBI's taxonomy places the organism in Eukaryota, Metazoa, Rotifera, Eurotatoria, Adinetida, Adinetidae.